AGAUACUUAAAGUGAAACAUAAAACAAUGUAUGCAGCAUUGAUAAUUUCUUGUUUCUCUGUCGUGGAAAUUUAUUCCGCAUCUAUACACAAGAGGUCUUGUUCUGUACAAAUUGAUGCCGACUUUGUCACUGAGAAGUUUCUUGGUGACUGGUACAUGGUGAAAAGAAAGCCAACAGGAGCUAAUAAGAUAACUGUAGAGAAAUACGCGUGGCAUGUAACGAAAGGGCAGGGUAAUGUCCUUAACGUCAGACAAACUGGAAGAUUUACAAUUGAUGGAGUUUACAGACCCUGUUUUAACAAAAGUGCAACUUUGACUCCAGGCGAGAACAAUGGGGAGUUUGUCUGGGAAUCAAAAACGAAGGUUUCGAAUGCUGACAUUGCGAUCAUCAAGAUGGAAGAAAAUUUAGCGUUUGUGAACAUGUGUGUGCCUAAUAAGAAGGAUGGGAAAUGUGGUUCUUUUGUUCUUGCUCGAGAUGACAGUCCAAGUGAACAAGAAAUUCAAGCUAUAGACACAGGAAUCAACACAGAGCUCUGUGAGGACAGUUCCAAAUUCGAUAACCUUAUAAAGCAAGAUGUCGAAAUAUGUCCAUAGUCUCUCGAUGUUCUCCUGCUAUAUACUUGUCCUACAUCUGUACAUAUUCUUUUGUAUUUAACUAGUUUUAGUGAAUCCAAUGUUAU
Molecule: messenger RNA, 679 nt
Organism: Saccostrea echinata
Lineage: Eukaryota; Metazoa; Mollusca; Bivalvia; Ostreida; Ostreidae
Exons: 5
Coding region: 27-593 (188 amino acids)
Source: RefSeq, a predicted model, not a curated record